Anthostomella pinea is the source of this 1023-nucleotide messenger RNA. The record is from the annotation of a GenBank genome assembly. NCBI's taxonomy places the organism in Eukaryota, Fungi, Ascomycota, Sordariomycetes, Xylariales, Xylariaceae.
AUGGACAACAAGCUUCCCAACAACGAGCAACCGCUUCCUGAAAAGGACUUCCAGAACAAUGCCCUGGCGCAACAGUACGGCGGCGGCCACGCCGGCGGCUGGGUCGGCCGUCUGCCAGCCUCCUGGGUCCCCUACGUCCAACUAGCCCGCCUAAGCCCUCCCGCCGGUCUCUUCCUGAUCUACUUCCCGCACUUCUUCGGCAUCAUGCUCGCGGCCGUGAUCCAACGCUCGCCCAUCGAGGAGGUGCUCAGGGCAUGCCUUGUCCUGUUCGGCGCGAGCUUCUUCUUCUCGAAUGCGGCGCACGGCUGGAACGACCUCAUCGACGCCCCCAUCGACAAGGCGAUCGCGAGAACGAGCAAACGACCCAUCCCGCGAGGCGCCAUCUCCCCUCGAGCCGCUUUUGUGUUCACCGCGUCGCAGGGUGUCGGUGCGGCUUUGUUUUUGCUUCUGAUGCCGAGUGGGAGUGCCGCGAAACGACACACCAACUUUGCCCAGGUCGUGCUUGGGUGGUGCUUGGCCUGGGGCAUAAUGAUGGGAUCCUGUGCCAUGGGUUUCGAGCCUUUCACCGGCGGUCCUUUUGGGGAUGAAGAGGAGAUUACAGUGCAACCGUCCAUCGCUUGCCUCUUCUUUGCCUGCAUCCUGUGGACCGUCAUCUACGACUCCAUCUACGCCCACCAAGACCUCAAAGACGAUCUCGAGGUCGGGCUAAAGAGCCUUGCAGUCCUGUUCAGGGACCGGACAAAGAUCAUGCUAUAUUCCGCCCUCGGUUGCAUGAUCUGUCUCCUGGCUUCGGUUGGAUACUUGGAGCAGAUGGGGUUCCAGUACUACCUCAUUGCUUGCGGGGGGUCGGCCCUCUCGUUGGGAGCCAUGGUCACUUAUGUCGAACUGAAGGAUUCUACGAGCUGUUGGUGGUGGUUCAGGUAUGGGUUUUGGCUUGCUGGCGGGUCGAUUGCCGUCGGAUUACUUUCGGAAUAUCUCCUCAUGGGGUUGGACACGUGGAGACUUGCCGCCCUUGGCAUCUAA